CAAUUGUUUAUUUCAUUUCCAAGUGAAAACAAAUUCAGCAAACAUGGUCUGGGAACAAGCGCCUCCCAACUUCAAGACCUUUUUCCCGGAAAAGUAUAAGGACCGACUGCAGCGCCUUCCCUACCGUGACAAUAUGCGAAAAUCUUGGGAAAUCCACAAGCGGCCCGCACUCAUAAUGCUCCAUGUGUUUGCCGAUGAUUUUGGAGCUCUGGAGAAAUGGGUGGAAAUGGCUUACCAGCUGGCAGCCCCUGAGGAUUUACGCCAGGAGAUGGACUUUUACGUCGAGGACUUGUGGCUGGCGUAUAUCUUCAAUACCAAUGAUUAUAGCUUUUUCCGUAGGGAUGGAGGCUGCUCCGUGGAUUCGCUUCCACUGAUUUACGCCAUAGCUGCGACGGGCGAAGUAUUCUUCUUUGGCGAUUUAGCUGGACCAAAACUGCCCAAACUGAAAAGCCUUAGGGAUUUCUGCGAGCGGGUGAUUAAGAGAAAGGAAAGAAAACCCGUAUGCAUUAAGCCCAAGGUGGAGGAUAUCGACUUGGCCAGCUGGAACGAACUUAUAUACGCCUCCGAUGAAGAUAUAGCGCUGUGUUUCUACAACUCCCUGCAAAAUGGGACAGAGGUUAAUACUAGUCUUAAGAUAAAUCUGGAUCGGCUGGCCGAUAAACUGAAGCAGGAGUCAGUUAGUCUGUUCAAAAUGGAUAUUCGCGGAAUCAGUCCUCCCAAAAAGUUUUGCCUAGAUUCUGUACCCGCCUUAUUCGUCCUGCAAAAAUCCCGAAAACACAUUCCACAGCGGUGCAAAUAUGAGCUGGGCAUAUGGACAAUGCUCAGAUUUGUAGCCGAAAAUUCCAGCCAGGAGCUGCAUUACUACAAUCGUAGGGGUCACCAAAAACUCCAUGCGAAAUUACUUACUCAUAUAAAGGAUUUCUUCGAUUUAAGCGACAGCACGUGAAAGUUUCCAAAGAACACUGAAAACUAUGAAAUAUUUUAAGCUCAGGAAUCAUUAUGUAUUUAAAAUGCAUGCAAGUAUUAGUAUU
Messenger RNA from Drosophila gunungcola (fruit fly), 1031 nucleotides. RefSeq lists its product as uncharacterized. The transcript has a single exon. The record is from RefSeq and is a predicted model, not a curated record. The coding region runs from base 44 to 946 and encodes 300 amino acids. Lineage: Eukaryota; Metazoa; Arthropoda; Insecta; Diptera; Drosophilidae.